Molecule: messenger RNA, 999 nt
Organism: Knipowitschia caucasica
Lineage: Eukaryota; Metazoa; Chordata; Actinopteri; Gobiiformes; Gobiidae
Source: the annotation of a GenBank genome assembly
AUGGCCCUAGACCUCAGUGGCCCAAGACCUCAGAGACCCAAGACCUCAGGGCCCAAUAACCUCAGGACCCAAGACCUCAGGGCCCCAAGACUCAGGGCCCAAAGACCUCAAGUUCCCAAUGAGACCAAGGCCCAAGACCUCAGUGCCCAAACCUCAGGGCCCAAGACCUCAGGCCCAAGACCAUCAGGGCCCAAGCCCUCUAGAGCGACACAAGUGGCCCUGGGCCUGGCCAUUGAGCAGUCUUCUGUGCCCACAGUGAGCCUGGUGCACGGAGCCCAUGUGCUCGACACGACUCACUUGGAGGAGAUCCGGAGUGUGGCUCAGGCCUACCUCCUCUCUGCAUCACAAGGUAACCACGGUAACUACUGCAUCUCCUCCCUGCAUCACUCCCUUGGACCGGGGCUGUCCCUCUUCUACAGCGCCUCAGGGCCCUAUAGAGGCGCACAUGAGGGUCUGCACAGAGGCCCCAGAGCCCAGGCCUGGGCCUCUGCAGGACUUCCUUCAAGGAGAAUGGGAGACACUGAGACAUGUGGUGUCCUCAGGGCUCUCCCCAUGUCCCCACCCCCCUCAGAGGCUGAGCUGAAGCACUUGGAGAGGAGAGUGGAGCUGCUGACCUCUUACCUGUGGCAGUGUGAGAGUCUGCAGCCACAGGCCCUCAGCCUCUCGGCUCUCUCCAGACCACAGGGCUUCCUGCUCAGCCUGAGGAGACAUUAUAGCCAGGCCCAGGGCACCCAGCUCUCAGCCACACUUCACUGCUGUUCCAGCUCGUUGCUGAUCCAGACUCACAGCCGCGCCCUCCAUACUCUGUGCAGCCCACUCCCACUGCUGUGCAUCAGCCCCAGGCCCAUAACUGCAGAUGCUCCAGGCCCCGGGGCCCCUCUCAUCUACUUCUGUCCACUGUAUGUGGAGGAGGAGCUUGUGGCUUGGGUCCCUCUGUCAUCCAGACUGGAGCCCCAGACAUGCUCUCUGAGGCGGGUCCGAAUAGUCAGUCAGCUCUGA